Penaeus monodon (black tiger shrimp) is the source of this 3471-nucleotide messenger RNA. RefSeq names its product serine/arginine repetitive matrix protein 1-like (gene Srrm1). The record is from RefSeq and is a predicted model, not a curated record. Gene Ontology annotation, biological process: regulation of mRNA splicing, via spliceosome; mRNA processing. The coding region runs from base 122 to 2578 and encodes 818 amino acids. NCBI's taxonomy places the organism in Eukaryota, Metazoa, Arthropoda, Malacostraca, Decapoda, Penaeidae. The transcript has 16 exons. Gene Ontology annotation, cellular component: spliceosomal complex. Gene Ontology annotation, molecular function: RNA binding.
CUCGCGUCCUGAGCUUAGCGAGCGCAGAGAGCCCCUUGCCGCGGGGACGGAGUUGAGGCUGCGGAGGACGUCGGUGCUCGGUCGUGUUUCUGGAGCUUAGAGGGGGAAUCUAUUUUUCGAGAUGGCGGAUGCUGGCUUCUUUCGCGGUACAUCUGCAGAACAAGAUAACCGAUUUAGUAAUAAAGACAAGAAGUUAAUGAAAGAGAUGAAGUUCUCUGAAAGUCUGACAAAAAAGGUGGAUAUGACUAAAGUGCGUUUAGAAGUCAUCAAGCCAUGGGUCACAGAGAAGAUCACAACUAUAUUAGGUAUUGAAGAUGAUGUCGUCAUUGAAUAUGUCUUCAAUCAGCUAGAAGCAGAAAAGAACCCAGAUCCUAGGAAAAUGCAGAUCAUGUUGACUGGUUUCCUGAAUGGUAAGAAUGCCAGAAUCUUUAUGGGAGAACUGUGGGACCUCUUGAUCUCCGCCCAAGCAAGUCCAUCGGGUAUACCCAAACAGUUCCUAGAUCAGAAGAAAGAAGAGCUGAAAAAGAAAAUGGAGGAAGAAGAGAGGCUACAAAAGAUACAAGAGGCCAGACGAGAAAGAGACAAGGAAAAGGAAAAAGAUAAAGAGAGGGACCGAGAUCGUGAUAAAGACAGAGAAAAGGAUCGCAGAGACAGGAGGAGUCGUAGCAGAGACAGAUCGUCACGUGGAUCACGAAGAGACAGGUCACGUUCUCCUCGUUCAAAGGAUGACAAGAAGGAAUCCAAAAAGGAAUCUUCAAGGUGGGACAAGAAGGAUGAAUCAAGUAAGAAUAAAGAAGAAAAGAAAGAAACUAAUGGUGAUGUUUCAGCCAAGGAAAAGUCUGCAGCUACAAAAUCCCCCAAACAGGAGCCUUCUUCACCUAAGCAGGAGGCUACAGUCAAACAGGAAAAGCCAGAGAUUUCUCCAAAGAAAGAGCGUAGUGAGAGGGACAGAGACAGAGGGGAAAGAGGACACUCAAGAGACAGAAAAAGUAGAAGAUCAAGAGGAAGAUCACCAAAGAAGGAGGAAGAUAGGAGGCGCAGAGGCUCUUCCAGAAAGCGUUCUCCUAGUCCUCGCAAGCACUCACCCAUUGUGCGCAAACGAUCACCCAGUCCUCGCAAACGAUCAGCUAGUCCACGCAAGAGAUCACCUAGUCCGAGGAAAAGGUCAGCCAGUCCUCGCAAGAGAUCUCCUAGUAUCCGUAAGCGUUCGGUUAGUCCACACAAAAGGUCGUCGUCUCCUAGGCCCAAGAUACGGAGGAGAACACGCUCUCCAAGCUCAAAUUCAGAGUCUUCCAGCAGUUCUCGAUCACGCAGUCGUUCUGCUCCAAGAAAUAAGGAAGAUGAUUUUGAGAUACAUCGCAAAGAAGACUCAGUUCUCAAAAAGCGUCAGUACAGGUCAAAUCGAGACCCAUCAAGUUCAGAAGAUGAGGGACAGGCCCGUAACUUUACUGGUGACCAUAGAGGGGCUGGGUCUCCACGGCGUAGGUCACCCCCACGUUAUAAGAGGUCUCCCUCACCACCCAGGCGGGGAAGAAGAUCACCCUCUCCUAGAUAUCGUCGCAGGUAUGUUUUCCAGAUGAUCCAAUUACCUUUUCACUGUACUCUUGCGGUACAAAACCUAGAGGCAGUAAGUACUAUUGAUUACCAAGCAAGAUUUUGCACAGGAGGUCCCAAAUCCUCGUUAGAUGUCUGUGGUCCAAAGAGGAGCCCAGAUGUGUCUAGCGUCACACUAGUCCGCAGAAAACAGUUAUAUGCACAAACCUGGAGAAUGGGUCAGAUCAUCUGCAAGCCUCAAAAAUCAGUUAGCCCAAGAGGAAGACGUUCGCCUAGUCCAAGAGGGAGGCGGUCAUCCAGUCCACGUAGACGGCCUAUGUCUCCUCCUCAGAGCAGAUAUCGCCGAUCACACUCGCGAUCACCUGUCCGUAAGAAGCAUGGCAGUGCAUCCCACUCUCCUCGCAGGGGUGGUCCUCCUCCCCCAGCAGCUGCAGACAAAAAACACAAUAUAAGCAAUGCUAGUCGACUGAUGCAGCUUGCCAACUACUCAGCAGACACAAUCAAGGAAGUCCAAUAUAAGCUUACAAAGAAGAAUGAGAAUAAUCAUCCUGCUUCCGGCUCUGACGAAUCUGAUAGUGACGACGGCAGAAUGUCCCGCAGAGUUCCUAAGAGGAGAUCACGAUCUGCAUCCGUGUCUCAGUCUCCACGGCAGAGGAGGAGAAUGGACUCAGGAUCAGUAGAUGGAUCAGAGGAAGAGGAAGAGGAUGAGGGGUCUUCAAGCAGAGAAUCAUCCCCUGUUGAAAAGAAAAAGAAGAAGAAGAAGAAGAAGCACAAGAAGAAGGAUAGCAGUAGUGAAUCUGAGGGAUCUGAAACUGAAGAAAAGAAGAAGAAAAAGAAGGAAAAAAAGAAGAAACACAAGAAACAUAAGAAGCAGAAGAAGCAUAAAAAACACAGACAUGAGGAGUCAGAGAGUGAAUCAGGAGAGAGCAUGGGAGGGGAAGAGUUGGAACGUAAGCUUCGAGAGAAGGCCCUCCUUUCCAUGAAGCGUCAAGAGAGAUCAUCUGCUGCUUCAGAGUCAGAGUAGAAAUAAAGUAGAUUUUGUACUCCCAGAUUUGCAGUGUGUAUGGCCAUACAGUGUUAAGCAGCAGUGGUGUUGUCUGUACAGAACUCCCGAGUGUGUAUGCAAAAGAGGAAUGUGUAUGGUCAUGCAAUGCCAAGCAGCUUUUGUGUUGUCAUGUACAUAAUUGUGUGUCUGAUGAAUUAUUACAGAUUAAUGUAUGAUGCAUAGAAAUGCAAGUAUUCUUAUGUUGUGAAUGAAACUGGUAAAGUACUUAGUACUUAUUUGCUGCAUAAAGAAAUAUAAGUUUUGUGAUUUUACACUUUGGUAUACAAGAAUAUCAGUGACAGGCCAAACAUUGUAUACAAAUUAAUUCUUUUUCUAAUUGGAGUCAAGUGUUCGAUAGUGUGUAAGGAAUAAGUAAAUAUUGACCUCAUGUAUGUAAAGUGCUGUAUAUGGAUAUUAUUGUACUGCAGUUUCUACUGUAAUGUUUACUUUCAUAAAACUAGAAUUAUUGCUGAGAGACUAUGAAAGUGAAAAAAAAUCCAUUUCAGCAAAAGAAACACAUUGAAAUGUAAGUGUAAUUAGAAAAUGUUAAAAAAGAGUGAACUGAUUAUAUGGUCAAGUUAGUUGGAAGUUCUCAUUUGCAGUGCUGUAUACAGUAGAAGUUAAUGAAAAUGUGUUUUAUUGUCAUAACUGUAAUGCAGUAUUAUUAUAAAGGUUUCAACCCCUGUAAUUCACUGUGACCUCAAAUUUUGUAGGUCUUUAUUUUUUAUUAUUGUUAUGCAAGUACAAGAGAAAUGUAAUUCAUUCACUUUUAGUUAUUGACUGCAUUUGUAAACCAUAUGCAAAUAGGAUGAGGUGUUUGAGUUAGGUGUAAAAAAAUAUGGUAUGGAAAAUAAAGAUUUUUUUAAUAGUAA